Messenger RNA from Paramecium pentaurelia, 1644 nucleotides. Lineage: Eukaryota; Ciliophora; Oligohymenophorea; Peniculida; Parameciidae. The record is from the annotation of a GenBank genome assembly.
UAUGGGUCCAUGCUCAUCUUAAUAAAGAAAACCUGCUAAAUUACCAAUAGCAGGAAAAAAUUCUGGAGCUUAAGCUGGAGCUGAUGAAUUUAAAGUAGGACCAGAUAUUUUUGUUACACUAAAAUAGGGAUCAAUUAGUAAUUUUUAUAAAAUAGAGAAAAGUCUUGGAAGCGGUAUUAGAUAAUAUAUAAAAUUUUAGGAGCAUUUGGAGAAGUUCGAUUAGUUAUUCAUAAAAGUUCAGGAUGUAGAAGGGCAAUGAAAUAAAUUAGAAAAGAUAAAAUUAUUAAGGAUGAUGAGGAGAACAUGUUCUCAGAAGUCAAUACUCUUAAAGAGUUGGAUCAUCCUAAUAUAGUUAAACUUCAUGAACUAUUUUAGGAUACAAAAAAUUAUUACCUUAUUACAGAGUAUGAGUAAUAAUAAUCAUAAAUAGAUUUUUAGAAGGAGGUGAAUUAUUUCAAAAGAUUACAGAAAUGAAAUAUUUUACUGAGAAAAUGGCUGCAGAUAUUAUGAAACAAAUAUUAGGUGGAGUAGUACAUUGUCAUGAGAAAAAAAUUGUUCAUAGAGAUUUAAAACCAGAAAAUAUACUUUUUGAAAACAAGAAACAAAACUCAAAUUUAAAAAUUAUUGAUUUUGGAACAUCCAAGAAAGUUGAAAGCAAUCAAAAUUUAACUAAAAGAUUAGGAACUGUAUUAUUAUAUAAAAUAAACUUAUAUAGCCUUAUUAUAUUGCACCUGAAGUUUUGAAAAGAAAUUAUAAUGAAAAAUGUGAUGUUUGGAGUUGUGGAGUUAUACUUUAUAUAAUGCUAUGUGGUUAUCCACCAUUUGGAGGAUAAGAUUAAGAAAUUUUAUAGAAUAUAGAAAUAGGAAAAUAUGAAUUUGAUCGUAACUAUUCUUAUAUUAUACAAUUAGCUGAGGAUUGGAAUAAGAUUUCAGAAGAAGCAAAAAAUUUGAUUAAAAAAAUGCUUACUAAAGAUUAUACUUAAAGAAUUUCAGCUUAAGAAGCAUUUAAUGAUCCAUGGAUUUAAAAGAAUGCUCCUAAUGCACCUAUUGAUUUCAAAGCAAUAAAAAAUUUGUCAACUUUUUUCGUAUAUAUUUUUUUCAAUUUUUUAAGGGGAAAAACAAAGUGAGAGCUGCUUUGAUGCAAUUUAUUUCAACUAAUCUAAUGACUAAUGCAGAGAAAGAAGGAUUACUAAAUGAGUUUAAAAAAAUAGAUAAAGAUGGUAAUGGGUAAAUUAGUAAGGAUGAAUUACUAUAAGGUAUAAAUAUAUUUUAUUAUUAUAGUUUAUUUGAAACAAUAUGAUGAAAUCAAAGCAAAAUAAAUGGUGGAUGAUAUAUUUGAUAAAGUAGACACUAAUAAAUCUGGUUUUGUCGAUUUUACUGAAUUCAUUACAUCAGCUGCUAAUGAAGAGAAAUUAUUGAACAAAUAAAGAUUACAAUAAGCAUUUAAUAUGUUUGAUACAGUAUAUUAUACUUUAAUCAAUUUUAGAAUGGUGAUGGUUAAAUAAGUAGAGAUGAAUUAUAAGAAAUAAUGGGAGGAAUUGAUGAUAAUCUAUGGAAGGAAAUUUUAUCUAUGUGUGAUUCUGAUGGAGAUGGGUAAAUUUCAUAAUAAGAAUUUAUUGAAUUUUUAGUCAAGAAAUAUGAAUGA